Molecule: messenger RNA, 1838 nt
Organism: Phycodurus eques (leafy seadragon)
Lineage: Eukaryota; Metazoa; Chordata; Actinopteri; Syngnathiformes; Syngnathidae
Product: vacuolar protein sorting-associated protein 26B-like
Exons: 7
Coding region: 323-1360 (345 amino acids)
Biological process (GO): intracellular protein transport; retrograde transport, endosome to Golgi
Cellular component (GO): retromer complex; endosome
Source: RefSeq, a predicted model, not a curated record
CUUACCCGGAAGUAGUAGGGCCGACCCAGAUGUCUUCCUGAAUAUUUGACAACAGCGACAUCUCUUAUCGGAACGAAACAUGUAAUUUGACGGUAUUCACGUUGCGAGCGUGACCGGGCAGAUAAUUUGAGUAUAUUUACGUGAGUACAACAAAGGGAAAAGAAAAGUACGUCUUUUUUCCUUUUUAAAUUGAUGGACAUUUUGUUUUCUGUUGAGCCGCACGUAGCGUUGCCGUUUUCCGCUCCAUCGCUGCCGCAACUGGGGAUGGACAGUUAACGUGUUUGCAUUACAAACUGUAGACGCUUGAAAAAAAGUGACAACAAUGAGCUUCUUCAGUUUUGGACAAAGUGCGGACAUCGACGUGGUGCUUAACGACGCCGAGACGAGGAAGAAGGCAGAGCACAAGACUGAGGAUGGCAAGAAGGACAAGUAUUUCCUCUUCUACGACGGAGAGACCGUCAGCGGCAGGGUCAACGUCACGCUCAAGAGUCCCGGAAAGAGGCUGGAGCACCAGGGCAUCAAGAUUGAAUUUGUCGGACAGAUUGAACUGUAUUACGACCGUGGGAACCACCACGAGUUUGUGUCCCUGGUGAAAGACCUGGCAAGGCCCGGUGAGAUGACCCAGUCGCAGACGUUCGACUUUGAGUUCACUCACGUGGAGAAGCCCUACGAGUCCUACACGGGCCAGAAUGUCAAACUCAGAUACUUCCUGCGUGCGACCGUGAUAAGAAGACUUAACGAUAUCAGUAAAGAGUUGGACAUUGUAGUGCACACGCUGAGCACGUAUCCCGAACUGAACUCCUCCAUUAAAAUGGAAGUCGGCAUCGAGGACUGUCUCCACAUUGAGUUUGAAUACAACAAAUCCAAAUACCACCUGAAAGAUGUCAUUGUGGGGAAAAUCUACUUCCUGCUGGUGAGGAUUAAGAUAAGGCACAUGGAGAUCGACAUUAUUAAGCGGGAGACAACCGGAACGGGCCCGAGUGUCUACCACGAAAACGACACCAUUGCCAAAUAUGAGAUUAUGGAUGGAGCACCAGUCAGGGGUGAAUCUAUCCCUAUUCGGUUGUUUCUGGCUGGCUACGACCUAACUCCCACCAUGCGCGACAUCAACAAGAAGUUCUCGGUGCGCUACUACUUGAACCUGGUGCUAAUCGACGAGGAGGAGAGACGCUACUUCAAACAGCAGGAGAUCACGCUGUGGCGAAAAGGUGAUGUGGUGAGGAAGAGCAUGUCCCACCAGGCCGCCAUCGCCUCCCAGCGCUACGAGGGCUCAGCCGCCUCGGAGAGCGCGUUGGAGCAGUGCGCAAAGGAGGAGAGCGGGUAUGAGCCCCGCCUUAGACUGGACCGGGGGUCUCCGUGAGACAUCCGUCCAAGGGAGGAGGAUUAAGGGAGACUGGAUUGGAUUUAUCCUUCCUUGCUUUUUUUUUUUUGGUUCCUCAACAGGAAUCCAACUAAAUCACCUCACGCAUUAUGAUUUCCAUGCUAACGCCAUUCUGUGUGUACUCUUAAUGCUUUUACAGCUAUAUGAUUUAGAACUUUGAAUAAGUAACAUUCCAGUUAUAAAGAACUCAAAUGUGAAAUGCACUUGUGUUGUCCAACGUGUGGAUGUGUAAAUAGGAGCGAUGCAAGUCAGCAUUCUGGGGGGAUUAUUCAGCUGCCACAUCCAAGUGUUUAGUUUGAUUAGACACGUGUGUCCUCCCGCCUCCAAACCUGAUUUUAGUCUUUUAAAGCAGAGUUACAGUAGAACUAUUUAGAUCUUUUUGCAAAGCGCUUAUGACUGAUUGUCCACCACUUGUCAAAUAAAAUGAUGCCAAAUAAAACAAUUUUAAAAACGUCAA